Molecule: messenger RNA, 3045 nt
Organism: Drosophila busckii
Lineage: Eukaryota; Metazoa; Arthropoda; Insecta; Diptera; Drosophilidae
Product: putative sodium-coupled neutral amino acid transporter 10
Exons: 5
Coding region: 321-2819 (832 amino acids)
Biological process (GO): amino acid transmembrane transport
Molecular function (GO): amino acid transmembrane transporter activity
Source: RefSeq, a predicted model, not a curated record
GUUGCGCUGCUUGCGCAAACACAAACAAUGCUGACGUUACCAAAAAUUUGUUUGAAAACUCAUACAUUUUGCAAACGCAAUGAGCGAAUGAAAUAGUAUUAAAUGCAGAUACGUAAAAUACAGGCUUACAACAAAUGUAAGCCCGGGAAGAACUAAACCAACUGCCAGCGGUUCUUAUUACCUACACACAACCGAACACACACACACACACACGCUUAGGAACACAUUUAUUUUUGGACUGCUGCACUUAAAUAAUUGCGUGAUAAGACUUUAAAAGGUAUCUAGCACAGUGCCGUGAGUUAAGUGAAAGCGGCUUCGUCAUGUUCUCGCAUUCGGGUCAUGUUAUGACGCUGGCCAAUAGCAUCAUAGGCGUCGGAAUAUUGGCAAUGCCAUUUUGUUUUCAAAAAUGCGGAAUCAUCCUCUCCAUACUGCUGCUCAUCCUGAGCAAUUGGAUAACACGCGUCUGCUGUCAUUAUCUUAUCAAAACUUCGCUGCUGACACGUCGCAAAAGUUUCGAAUUGCUUGGCUUGCACGCGUUCGGCACGUCUGGAAAGUUGCUGGCGGAGCUCUGCAUCAUUGGCUACCUCAUUGGCACAUGCAUUACGUACUUUGUGGUCGUAGGCGAUCUGGGACCACAGAUAGUUGCCAAGCUAUUUACGUUGGAAAUCGCGGAACACAAACAUCUGCGCACAGUGGUAAUGCUACUGGUCACUGCUUGCUGCAUAAUACCGCUGGGCAUGCUGCGCAAUGUGGACAGCUUAUCAGCGGUAUGCACUGCUUCCAUAGGUUUCUAUGUAUGCCUAAUGCUUAAAAUUGUCCUGGAGUCAGAGACGCAUAUUGUGGCUAAUGACUGGACGCAGCAGGUGGUAUAUUGGCGACCAGCAGGCGUGCUGCAAUGUCUUCCUAUCUUUAGCAUGGCUCUUAGUUGUCAAAUGCAACUCUUUGGCGUAUUUGAUAGCAUUAACAACCAAAGUUUGGAUAAGUUAAAUGGCAUUGUUCGCAAUGCCACAUGGAUAUGCACGCUGGUCUAUAUUGCUGUGGGUUUCUUUGGUUAUGUGGCAUUUUGCACGCAAAGUUUUUCGGGAAAUAUAUUAAUCAAUCUAUCGCCUUCCUUUGGCAGCGAUAUUAUCAAAAUUGGCUUUGUGCUUUCAAUUGCAUUUAGUUUUCCCUUGGUAAUAUUUCCCUGCAGAGCCAGCAUCUACUCACUGCUAUAUCGCAAACACUGUCAAGUGGAGAUGACCAGUUACAUACCCGAGCAACGUUUUCGUUGGAUCACCGUCUUCAUAGUCGUCAGCGCACUGUGUGUGGCUUUGGCUAUUCCAUCUGUGGAACUUAUUAUAGGUCUGAUUGGCUCUACCAUUGGCGUAGCUAUAUGCAUCAUGUUUCCAGCCUCCAGUUUUCGUAAGAUUAUUAGAAAGGAAUCAGCAGAACGCACCUUGGCGCAGUUUGUAUUCGUCAGCGGCUUUUGUUUAAUGAUACUUGGCACUUACGCUAAUCUGAAUGCUAUAGAUGCACAAGGCUCAGGACCACAACUUGAUCUAUUGCCAGCGGUGUCGCCUUUAACACCAAAUGCUCAACCAAUGCCUGUGGUGAAUGCAAAGUAUAAGCCAGAAAUAGUGCUGCAGCCGAAGGAGGAACCCAAGGAAGCGCUGAUAAAGCAAGUGCUGGAAAAACUGGAAGACAGCAAGCCGAUAAAGCAAAUGGAAAAAAUAGAAAAACCUCAAAUUGUAGCUGUCUCGACCGAAAAGCCAAAGGCAAUGCCACCAUUGCCUGUAGAUGAACCCCAUGUGGAACCACCUGUGGAGCUGCCUGCUGUGGCGAAAAUAGAGCCAGUGCCCAAGCCCGAAGUGGCAGCAGAAGCUAUAAGCUUGGAAAAGCGAAACUUAACGUUGCCUAAAGUGGAAGCACCCAAGCUGCCGCCGCCACCACCACAGCCACAAGCUGUAGUUGAGAUGCCACAGAUUCCUGCGGCGCAAACAAUUGACGGAGCUGCUAUUAAAAAGGAGGAGGAAAUAACAGCCGAAGAGCAAAAAGACAAUAAAGGCAACACUGAUGAGCUGCGUAAAACUAACAAAGAACUUGUUGAGAAAAUGCAUCGCUUGGAGCGGACUAUGGAUGAAAUCAAUGAGGAACUGUCCAAGCAAAAGCCACAGAAUCAAAAUCAAAACGCUUUAGCUGCUGACAAAGCAGAUAUCGCUAAGCCUGAAGUGGUGCAGGAUUUAAUUAAUAAACUAAAGGAAAUCAAGUCGCCAAUGGAGCCACCACCAAAGCCAGCAGAACCGCAGCCAGCAGGACCACAGCCACAAGCUGUUAAGCCAGUCUCCCUAAUGGACAUGCUUACUGAGAAUGCGCAUGCGCGCGAGGAGCAGGAAGCCCAUGCAGGCGUCUUUGAGCCGCUGUCUUAUAAGCGAGGCGAACUACAAAAUAAAAAUGUAACAAAUACCGGCGAUGCCUUAAACUUGGUACAACGUUUGCCACUGCCUUUGGCGCUGCUGGCCAACACCACGCAGCUGCAGAACAACAACAGUCUCAACGCUGAUCCCCCUGCCAAUAAAACCAGUAUGGGCAAUGUGGAAGCCAUACGUCGUGAGCUGUUGGAAUUUAAGCAAGCACCGAAGGAGACCACCGAGCAGCUUUUGCUGCGUGUCAAGCGUGAGCAGAGCUGUUUGCCCGAGCCACAGCUACUCGAUGUGGGCGUAGCUGGCCUAAAAAUUGAGAAUAUGGGGCGUGAACUGAAGUCCGUGCAGGAUGAGGAGCCAGAGGAGUUGACAACGACGAUAACCACCACCAACAAAGUAAUUAAAACAACUGAAAGCUGAAUUAAAACUCUCGAAAAAUGUAAUCCCUAAGUAUAUAAUAUACAUAGCUAACAAUAUGUAUGUGUCGACAGGGCCCCAACAAGCUUUAUGUAUAUAUAUAUAUUAAUUUACAUGAUAGUGUUUUAUGCAUUAAUAUAUAUAAAUUAUUUAAUUUGUGUUAAUCAAAACGUAUUUAUGACAAGCUAAGCAAUGAAACUAAAAGUUAACAGUACUGCAUAAUAAUAAU